GUUGAAUCAAUUUCUUGUCUGCAGUGGAUACAUUUGGUCAACAAGUACAUCCGGAAUUAUUAUUACAAUUGAUUAAUUCUGAAACAGUUAUAUUUGAUAUUUUAACAGAUUUUUUUUAUCAUCCAAAUCAUGCUGUGGCAAGUGCUGCAUUAGAGGUUUAUAUUAGACGUUCAUAUACAGCAUAUGAAUUAACCGGUGUUCAUCAUUUUCAAUUAUCUUGUGGUAGUUCAUUCUUUACAUUCAGAUUUUUGUUACCAAAUGAAUUUGUUUCUAAUUCUUCAAGUGUUCAUAACAGACGUCCUUCAGAUUAUCAAAGAAAUCAUAAUUUAGAACAUUCAAUUGAUUCUCCAAUAGUUGAAAAUAUUCCAACUUAUCAUAUAUCUUCAACAUUAUUCAAUGUAAAUAAUUCUGAUUCACAAGAUUAUACUACUUCAUCAGAUACCACCUCUAUUACGAAUCAAAAAUCAACAAUGAUGAAUAAUUUUCAAAGUAUGAUUGAUAUUGAUACUACUCCUUUAUCUGGUGAACGUAUGGGUGGUAUGACAGCAUUUAAUUCUUUAAGUGAUUUGGAAGAAUCAUUCGAUGAAUUAAUUAGAUUAUUCAAUUCCGCAUGUAAAGAAGCUAAAAGUAUUCAUACUUCAUUAUCUGAACCAAUAUUUGAUUAUUCUCGUCAAUUCACUUCUGAUAUUGUUCAUCAAAAAUCACAGAAUAAUCAUAAUCAUAAUAAUAUUUCAAAUAAUGAAACAAAAUUAAUCAGUUUUCAAGAUCCACCUUAUCAUACAACUGAUCCUCAAAGAGAACCAAUUCAUAUAUUAAAUAUUGCUCUACGUCAAUCUUCAUAUAGAUACAUACAACCUACUCGCAUAUUAUCAUCAUCGAAUGAUGAUACAUCAGUGUCCUCAAAAUCAAGACCUUCUGGAUUCACUAAAAACUCAUUGCUACUACCUGAUUCAGUAAUUAAUGAAACAAGUGAUGUGACACAUUUAGAAGAAUUCUGUUCUCGUCAUGUUGAUCAAUUACGAGCAUCUGGUAUUCGAAGAAUUACUUUCUUAGUUGUUAAGACACGUGAAUUCCCACGGUUGUAUACUUUUCGUGCACGUGAUAAUUAUCGGGAAGAUCGUGUUUAUCGGCAUUUAGAACCAGCUUUAGCUUUUCAAUUAGAAUUAAAUCGAAUGAAAAAUUAUAAUCUUGAACAUUUACCUACAUUAAAUCGUCGUAUGCAUUUGUAUUUAGGUUGUAGUAAGAUAAAUGGAAGAAAAGAUGUAGUAGAUUAUCGUUUCUUUGUUCGUUGUAUUAUUCGUCAUGCUGAUUUAGUUUCACGUGAAGCUUCAUUUGAAUAUCUUCAAUCAGAAGCUGAACAAAUUCUUUUAGAAGCAAUGGAUGCUUUAGAUUUAGCCUCAGGACAUCCUGAUGCUAGUCGAACAAUGGGAAAUCAUAUAUUUUUAAAUUUUGUUCCUGUAUUACUCUUAGAAGAUAUUAAUAGAUUAAAGUCAACAAUUAGAAAAGUUGUAAUGCGUUAUGCUCGACGUUUUCUACGUUUACGUGUAUCUCAAGCAGAAUUAAAAUUACAUAUUCGAUUUCAUGCAUCGGAUCCUAUUGUACCAAUUCGUGUUAUGCUUCGUGAUGAACAUGGUUAUGAUUUAGGAUUAGAUGUUUAUCGUGAAGUAUUAGAUCCAUUAACUGGUAUUUGUAUUCUACAAUCGAUAAGUCCACCGAAUGGUAAAUUAAAUGGACAUCCAACUGUUACAGCACAUGAGAAUAAAGAUUUUUUUGAAGUUAAACGUUUUCAGGCCAGAAAAUUUAACACCACUUAUGUUUAUGAUUAUCCAGCAUUAUUAGCUCAAGCUUUAACUGGUGUAUGGCAAAGUUAUUGUCCUUAUAGAAAUCAAAAACAUCAUAAUCAUAUUAGAAAUGAUUCAUUAGAUAAACCAAUAUCUUAUUUAAAUAAUAAUAAUAAUGCUUUAUCAAAAUUUCAUAAUUUAAUCCCUUUAAAUAUACCAGAGAAUUUAAUAAUUACAUGUACUGAAUUAUCAUUAGAUAAACAUGGUAAUUUACAACCAAAUACAAAUACUUUAGGUACAAAUGAAAUUGGAAUGGUUGUCUGGUAUAUGGUAUUACGCACACCAGAAACUCCAUCUGGUCGUCCAAUUAUUGUUAUUGCAAAUGAUGCAACAGUUAAAGCUGGAUCAUUUGGUCCUGCAGAAGAUUUAACAUUCCAUCGUGCUAGUCAACUAGCUCGAUAUUUUGGUAUUCCACGUAUUUACUUAGCAUCGAAUACUGGUGCACGAAUAAAAAUUGCUGAAGAUAUUAAAAGUGUAUUCAAUAUUGCUUGGAUUGAUGCUGAACAUCCUGAAAAGGGAUACAAAUAUUUAUAUUUAACACCAGAUGAUUAUUAUCGUUUUAAAUAUGAUGAAUCUGUGAAUUGUGAAAAAAUUGAAGAAAAUGGAGAGAUACGUUUUAAAAUUAUCGAUAUCAUUGGCAAAGAAUAUGAUAUGUCUGCGGAGAAUCUUCGUGGUUCAGCAAUGAUUGCUGGUGAAACAUCUGCAGCGUAUGAUGAUAUAUUCACUAUUACAAUAGUUACAAAUCGUGCUAUCGGUAUUGGAGCUUAUUUAACACGUCUUGGUCAACGAGUUAUUCAAGUGAAUAAUUCACAUAUUAUAUUAACUGGUGCAAUGGCUCUUAAUAAACUUCUUGGUCGUGAAGUAUAUUCUAGUAAUAGUCAAUUGGGUGGUGUACAAGUGAUGGCAACUAAUGGUGUCUCUCAUUUAGUUGCAUCAGAUGAACUCUCUGCUUUACAAUUAGCUAUUGAAUGGCUUAGUUAUAUACCUCAACGUCCAAAUGAAACAUUUUCUGUUUUAUAUAAACCAGUACAAAUUGAACCAGGACAUAAUUUCAAUAGAAAUAAUUUAGCUAAAAUAGAAAUUUCAUCACAAUUAAAAGUUCAUCAACCGAAAGUGAAUAAACGAACUGAUUUUUAUUUACCAUUUGAUCCUAUUGAUAGAAUUGUUGAAUAUAUACCUAGUCGUGAUCGACCAAAUGAUGAUCCUCGAUGGAUGUUCACUGGUAUUAUGAGUUCUCAUUUCGAGGCAUUUUGUAAGUCCUCCAGUAAACAGUCUUCGUCAUCUGACCAACAAUUUGAAAAUGCAAAUACCGAUCAUUGGAUAUCAGGAUUUUUUGACUGGGGAACAUGGCAAGAAACAUUGUCAUCAUGGGCUGCCGGAGUUGUAACUGGUCGAGCACGUUUAGGUGGUAUCCCCUGUGGUGUUAUCACAGCGGAGACAAGAUCUGUUGUUUGCCGUGUACCUGCUGAUCCGGCUAAUUUAUCCUCUGAAGCACAAAUUGUUAAUCAAGCUGGUCAAGUAUGGUAUCCUGAUUCAGCGUAUAAAACUGCACAAGCUAUUGCUGACUUGUCACGUGAACAUUUACCUUUAUUCAUUUUCGCCAACUGGCGAGGAUUUUCUGGUGGGAUGAAAGAUAUGUAUGACCAAGUAUUAAAAUUUGGUUCAAUGAUUAUUGAUUCAUUACGUCGUUACACUAAACCAGUUUUUGUCUAUCUUCCACCAAAUUCACAAUUACGUGGUGGUGCUUGGGUUGUAGUAGAUCCAGCUAUUAAUCCAGAUUUUAUGGAAAUGUACGCUGAUCCAAUAUCAUCACGUGCUGGUGUUCUUGAACCUGAGGGUACAGUUGAAAUUAAAUAUCGACAAAAAGAUUUAAUUGAUACUAUUAAUCGAUUAGAUGAUUCAUGUAAAUUAUUAUUAAAAGAAUUAAAUCAUUUAAAUGAGCAUACAAACAAUUUGUCAAUGAAUAAUGAUCAACAAUACAGUACAAAAUUAUUGAAUAUUUCCAUAGAAGAACAUCGUCAACAACUUCGUACUGCAUUAGAAUCUAGACAACAAGAAUUAUUACCAUUUUAUCAACAGGUGGCUUGCAAAUUUGCUGAUUUACAUGAUACACCUGGUCGUUUAUUGGCUAGAAAACUUGUUCAUCGAUUAGUCGAUUGGUCAUCUAGUCGUAGUUUUUUUUAUACACGUCUUAGACGUCGUCUAUUAGAAUUAUCCGCAUUGAAUCUUAUCAAUGGUGUAUUAUCAAAUAGUUCUGAUCAAUAUCCAAUUGAUAUGAAGUACACUACUACUAAUACUACUAAUCAUAAUGUGCCAGUUUUAAAUUUUAAUUGUGAGACUAAUAAUAGUAAAGAGAUUUCAUUGAAAGAAGAAGAGGAAAUGGUGUCUAAACAAUCAUCAGUUAGUAAACUUCUACGUGUUGAAAGUAACCAUAGAAUACGUUUUGAUUCAGAAAGUUUAACACAAACUGUUACAACUAAUGAUCUACCUAAUAAUUCCGAUGGAAGAUAUUCACUUUCUUCAACUACCUUGAAGUCUACCGUUUGCAAUAGAGAAGAUGUUGCUAAUAUAAUUGCUAAACAAGUUCCUAAUUUAGCUAUUGGUUACACCUAUCAUACUGGUCAUAAAAUGUCUCUAUUAAAAGAAUGGUUUAUUGAAGCAUUGAAUAAUACUCAUUCUAAUAUAAAUAAUUAUGAUAUAUGGGAUAAUAAUGAUUUACUUAUUGGUAAUUGGUUAGCUAAUGAAUUAAAUUGUAAUGAAUUAUGUGAAUUAGCAACGAUUGAAACCAUUGAAGAAUUUUAUUCUACAGAUCUAUUCAUUCAUUGUCUUUCAUUUACUUCAGUGAAUCAUUUCCAUAGAAACAAUCAUAAUAUUAAUUUACAAUUAUUUAAUAAAAAUAUUAUUCAAACAAAAAUUCAACAAUUACGUAAUCAAUAUAUCAUGGAACAUAUGAAACAAUCGCUUAUUCAUAGUUCACAAUUAUCAUCGAAUGAAUUAACUACAUUAUUUCAAACUGUACUCACUUCAUCUGAACGUUAUCAUUUAGCUAAACUUCUUUUAUCAGAUUCUACACUAAAAACAGAUGAUCAUAUUAAUAAUAAUCAUAAUAAUGAUGAUGAUGAUAAACCAAAUGUAAAUGAUUGAAAAAUCAAUAACUCUCCUUUAUUACAUCAUAAAAAGGAUCAUUGAUAUGUUUCUGUGAUCUUUAUUGAUUUUUUUUUUCUUCUUCUUUGAUUAGAUUGUGUAUUCGUUUCACUUUAAUUAUUGAUUAAUCAUAAAUUAGGCUUCUUAAAAUUCUUAUUUCUAUCAUAACAAUGUUAAUUUCAUAUUUGUAAUGUAAUUGAUUUAUUCUCUUUCAUAUUAGUAUAUCAAUAAGGAAAGAUCGAUAAAGAGGAGAAGGGGGGGGAUCGAGAACAUUUACUCCAUGAACUGAGCAAAUGAAUUCAAUAAUAUUUUUGAUCGUUAUAUUAAUGUAUGUUAAUAAUUUGCUCACUAUCUAAUAUAUGUAUCUGCAUAAUUGUUUAUACUUUUAAUUACUGCUGAAUAAAAUUUCACAUAGAAACUGUAUAAAAUACAUACUUAUGUAAAGAAGAAAAACAAAAUCGUUAUUCUUGUAAUUUACAAACAACCACCCACCCACCCAUGCACACAUACACAUACAUGACAACAAGACUUAUAUCCAUUUGAUUAAGAUUUCAUGAAGUUUUCUUUGUGUCACUGUCUACUUUUUGUGUUCUCCAUGAGGUUUACUUUUCUACUUCCAUGUGUUGUUGUUGUUGUUUUUUUUUAAAUCUCGGUCUCAUCAUUUCGAUCUUUUAGUUAUUCUGUUCUCUUGUGUGUUUUUUUCUUGUUGUUGUUGUUCUUGUCAUUCUACACUUUCUCUUGUACAAAACAAUCGAGAAGAGAGAGAAAAAAAACCAAAUAACUGAGAGAAAAGAUGAUUCGAUGAUAGAAUUGAAAUUACCCUCCCCCCCCGCCCUUACCUUCCGCUACGUAUACAUUACGUAUGUGAUUUCAUUCAUUCCAAUAUAAUUGUUAUAAUGCCUAUUAACCUAUUUUAAUUCUUAUUAACUGUAUUCAAAUAAAUCAUUUCUAUUGUAUGUGUUAAAUACAAGAUAUUUAGUUGCUAUGGGUAGUCUAAUCUAACAUUGUUUCAUCAUUUAGAAAUAGGGUAUACUCGUCGUGUGAAAUCUUAAAAGGAUUAUCG
Molecule: messenger RNA, 6048 nt
Organism: Schistosoma mattheei
Lineage: Eukaryota; Metazoa; Platyhelminthes; Trematoda; Strigeidida; Schistosomatidae
Source: the annotation of a GenBank genome assembly